ACUGGGGUGCAAAUUAGCUAAAUAAAUAACAAUAUGGGGAUGAGGUGGGCUAAUUUCAGAAUGGCUGUGUACAGGCAAAGGUGUGUGAAUCAUGUUGGACAUAUUGGAAUCAGAAUAAAAUUGAUUUACACCAAAAGUCUUUAUGGGCAUAAGUGUUUUACGCAAUUCUGAUUUUAAAAAAUCGAAUUUACUUAAUUCAUACAUUAACCUCCAAAUGAUAUUAUUGCAGCCAUAUGGGAUUUGAGGUCAAAUCCAGGGUGGCCCCAACUAUAAUCUGUGGUUUAAUUACAUGAUUAGGGUCAAAAGAUACAAAAUCCUUCAAGGAACCUUUGACCCAAAAUGUUUAAUUUCAAUGUCUAAACCCACUUGUUUUCCUUAGAGCCGGUUACAAUAGCCACAACAUUUAAAAAAAGUGUAACUAUGUAUUUUUUUUCAGGCAGGACCAUACAGUACUGAAAGAGAGCAAUGCCUUGGGAAGUUGUCUAUUAUUCAGCUACCAAAAAGUAAAGUGUACAUUCAUCAUAAAUAUUCAUAGUUUAUAUUUCUGCCUAUUGUAUCUCUGUGUUUACAGGUCUAUAUUUCCUAGAUACAUUAAGAUAUCCUAAUGCUGUUUGUUUGUGCAUGUGGGGCAGACAGCUGACUACUUGUAUUCCAAAUGUUAGGAAUAUCAGAGCUUGAAAUAUUGGGAAUCCCCCUUCCAGCCAGGCAUUAUUCUUCACUUUUGUUAGUUUAGGGCGUGUCACAAUAUCUAUAAAUGUAACCACUUUUUCAGUGAAAUAUUUUUACACAACCAUCCAUUUCAUAAAUUAGAGACAUUAUAGAUGUGAAAAAACAUGGUUGUGUUUUGUUAUAGCUCGGGUAUGGGUGUCUCAACAUUUUUGGGGCCUUGCCACAAGCCUCGUCUUUUUAUUACGUAGUUACAACAUUGUGGUGGAGCACUCCUGUACAGUAGGUGGCGCAGUUAAACUUUCAAUUGUACAGUCCAGCAUGAGGAAAAGUAAAGAAUAUUAACAGCUACAAACAAAGCUAGCGAUGGUUCGUUUCUGAUAGGGUUGUCUUUAGUUUAAUAGCAAGAUAGAUAACUGUAGAUUAUAAUAAUAUUCAAAACAGAAAGACGGUUUUCAUAUUGAAAAGGGGGCAAAAAUGUCGGGUUCCGUGGUAGAUUUCCAGGCACAGAUAGCCUCAAUCAUGGAGGUGCUAGCCAACGCGGCUGUAGCAGAAAUCUGCAAAGUUGUUGACGAUGACUAUGCGGUUGUACACCUGAAGAUGUCCCAAAGCCACAAGGAGAACGAAUUUCUCAGGAGGAAAAUGAAACUGAUGGAACUUCAGAUCGCAAGGUUUAGAGCAGAGAAAACAAAGUCUUCAGAGGGGUCCGUCCACAAUCGCUUCCAUGGAAUACGCCUGCUGAACAGACACAACAAUCGAGAGACUGCAACGACAGGACCUACUUGGCAAAGCAGAGCCAGACUUUCCAACAGGAGUUUUGGGAACAGCAGCAUUCAAAGAGACAGACAGCCCAUAGACGUGGACCAAGAGGAUGUCUCUCCAUCAAAGCAUAUGGAUGCUACAAGUGAUGAGCAGUCAGCAGAGACAGAGGACGGGGAACCAGACCUGCUGAUCAUCAAGGAAGAGGGAGAAGCAGAUGACCAGGACUCUAGGUCCAGCCACCCAGCCAGAACAGUGGAGGGCAGCAGAGAGCUAACCACCCAACCGGCUGCAGCCACCACAGAGGACCCCACCGUCCAGCCCAGUGGCCCCAGAGGCAACAACUAUAACAACUACAUCAACACCGCUAUGGAGGCCAAAUCUACUGUGGAAGGGGAGAGAGACCUCCAGCCAUGGAAGAAAGAAGAGGAUCUGAGGGAGAUGCCAGGCACUGACAGUGGCCAGAGAAUACCGGGCCCGGACUCACAGAUCUCUCCAGACACAGACCAAGCAGAGCUCACUGAGCAGCUCAGAACCAAACACAUCAUAGUGAAUGUCAACAGGUCAGACACGGAGCCUGAGAGCCUGAGUCAGGUGCUCCAACUCACAGGUCCAGGACCUGUUGCUAAACAGCAGCGCAGCCUGAACCCUGCGAGAACAACCGAUCUGCCUGUAAACUCCUGUAAGCGAAGAGGCAGUGAUACAGUGACUGAGCGGCCAUCUUGUUCUAGUUAUGCUGCCGAGACAGUCUCAGGAAGCCCCUCGCCUCUCACAAAGAUGAACCCCAUUCCCCCACUUCCUCAGAUGGUGAGGGGUGAACACGAGAAUUCCCAUGGCGGUUCAGAGGUCAAGUCUGAGGUCAUAGUUAUCGACCCCCUUCCUGUUGACGAGGGGGAGGGUGGGGAUGACACGCCCUCUUCCUGGGGACAAGGUGACAUCAUGGAACCCAGGCAUCAUCAAGGAGGACAUAGUGAAGCAGAUGCCAUGCUUCUUGGAGGACAUUCGAGUAACACUUAUCAUCAUCAUCCUCACCCAGGUGUCCAGGCAGCAGCGAGACAGAACUCACCCGAGAAUCUGCUCUACACCAUUGGCAUGGACGGCGCUUUCGACAACCGCCUUGGCACCUUUCAGAACCCCGCAACCACCGCCACUGCUCCAUUCGCCGAAGGAACCGGAGAGCUGCAGUACCCCUCCUGGGUGGAUUUCCCUGGGAGCGCCCCCGACACCCACCUGGGCGACAUGACUGGGACUCAUCAGGACAGAGGGGUGGGGGACGAGGGGGCGAGGUCCUACAGGUGCACCUUCUGCGGGAGGGAGUACCCUCACCUGUGCCAGCUCAAGAUGCACCAGAGGGUCCACACAGGGGAGAAACCGUAUGAGUGCGCCCAGUGCGGGAAGCAGUUCAGCCAGCUGUGCGGCCUGAAGCGACACCAGAGAGUACACACAGGGGAGAAACCUUUUAGAUGCGCUCAGUGCGGGAAACAGUUCUCUCAUUCCAGCAACCUUAAAGUGCAUCAGAGCGUCCAUACGGGGGAGAAACGGUUCCACUGCGCCCAGUGUGGAAAGAACUUCUCCUUUCUGAGCAAUCUGAUAAGACACCAGGCAGUUCAUGCACGUAAAUUAUAGGUUGUGUUGUAUUGAUUUUGUUGUGUUGAUUUAGGAUUGUGUUUUCUGAAAUUAUUGUAAAUUGAAUGAGGUGUGUGAUUGCUCUGGCUAUAUGCCACGUUUACGUGCUAGUCAGAACUCGGAAAUGUCGGACUUGCUAACUGGUUGUAGUUAUGCACGUGCCGUGUUCAACCAGUUAGCAAGUUGGACAUUCAAGAGUUUCCUAGUUCCAAAACGCGCCAUUAAAUGUUGUUACCUGUUCUUUUUAUUCUUUCUUUGUCUUCUUUUUUCUCUCCUCUGACUGUUAUUUUGUAUUCUGGAGCCAUUUGUAGAGAAAUUCAAGAAAGAAUCAAGAAAUAAAUAAUGAUUUAAGGUUUGCUGCAGAUUGUUAUAUUGGUUCAACAUACAGUAUCAUGUCUAAAAGGUUACACUUUUUAUUGUAUAAAUUCCUACAGUAUUUGUGUAGUGUUGAAAAUAAUCAGGCCAAAAUAAGUUUGUCACAUGGAACAUGCUUGUGUUCAAGUUCAACCGUUCUUUGUGAUGUUUUGAGAAAUAAACCAACUCAUGGGAAAUGUGAAGAAUGUAUUUUGUCUUUGAGAAUAAUAAAUGGAGCUUUA
Messenger RNA from Coregonus clupeaformis (lake whitefish), 3647 nucleotides. RefSeq names its product gastrula zinc finger protein XlCGF53.1-like. Gene Ontology annotation, molecular function: DNA-binding transcription factor activity, RNA polymerase II-specific; RNA polymerase II cis-regulatory region sequence-specific DNA binding. The transcript has 5 exons. Lineage: Eukaryota; Metazoa; Chordata; Actinopteri; Salmoniformes; Salmonidae. Gene Ontology annotation, biological process: regulation of transcription by RNA polymerase II. The record is from RefSeq and is a predicted model, not a curated record. The coding region runs from base 1144 to 3051 and encodes 635 amino acids.